Molecule: messenger RNA, 1074 nt
Organism: Mycosarcoma maydis (corn smut)
Lineage: Eukaryota; Fungi; Basidiomycota; Ustilaginomycetes; Ustilaginales
Exons: 1
Coding region: 1-1074 (357 amino acids)
Biological process (GO): fungal-type cell wall polysaccharide metabolic process
Cellular component (GO): fungal-type cell wall
Source: RefSeq, a predicted model, not a curated record
AUGCGUUUCUCACUAUCACUUUUGGUGAUAGGCGUAGUCGCCAUGGUCUGCGCCGUCACAUCCACCGAGGCCAAGCUUCAGCGUGGUCUUGCGUGGGGAGUUAACGACAACUACGGUCCUCGUAUCGCCAAAGGCCUGAUCAAGUGGUACUGGCACUGGCAGGAUGGGCCUAACCCCAAGUUUGAUGGAAAGCUGCAGUGGAUUCCCACCUUCUGGGGUCCCAAGUACUAUGCGCAGUGGAACGAGCGCAAGCAGGAAAUGAAGAACAAUUUGCCAAAGUACAUUCUCAGCUUCAACGAGCCAGAAAUUGCUGGGCAGUCCAACCUGGACCCCAAGUACGCCGCCAAGCUUCACAUGAAGGAGCUCGAGCCUUUUGCGCGCAAGGGUGUCAAGAUCAGCUCGCCGCAGAUGGUGUACAAGACCGAAUGGCUACAGGAGUUUAUGAAGGAGUGCAACAAGCUUGGGUGCACGGUUGAUUUUAUUGCUAUCCACUGGUACGGCACGACGCGUGACAUGGCCAAGCUCAAGCGAUGGAUCAAGACAAUUCACAGGACGUUUAACAAGCCCAUCUGGGUUACCGAGUACGGCGUCACUGCUGCUUCGGGUCCUAACAUGGCCGCCAUCAAAAAGUUCCACAUGGACGCCACCGCGUGGAUGACCAAGACCAAGUACGUCAAGCGCGCCGCUUGGUUGGGGUGCUUUGAGAUCAACAAUCCACCUGACUCGUACGCCAACAACAAGAACGCGUUCCUGAACAGCAACGGUUCGCUGCGUGACAUUGCCUACUGGUACCUCUACUCGCAGCAGCCGCACAGGCGCUCGCUGCACCACUCGAACCGCGCUUUGCCCACCGCGCACGUUGCGCGUCGCGCCUUGACGCACAAGGACGAGGAGGGUAACGACAUUGUCGACGACGAGGAUACGUUUGACGCUCCGGAACACAUUGUCGAGUGCGACGAGUACUGCCAGCUGCGUGACAAGGCCAUGUCCGCAUUCGAGCUUGAGCACGGCGCCAUCAACGAAGAAGAUGAAGACGACGACGAUGAUGAUGAUGACAAAGAAGACGACGAGUAA